UCAGGACAGAGACACACUGCUCUCCUCUUCUCUCCAUCAUCCCUCCAUCUUCCUCUUCCUCCAUCCAGAACUCUCUCUCCAUCUUGUGUCCUCUCUCCUCCACCCUGCAGACAGGUCGAACUCUUCAUCAGCACCAUCAUCAUCCUCCGAGGAACAGGGAGCCCUGUGACCCUAGCCCCGCCGGGUCACCAUGGCAACGGUCAUCUGCACUCGUUUCACCGAAGAGUUCCAGCUGUACGAGGAGCUGGGCAAGGGAGCGUUUUCGGUGGUGCGGCGCUGUGUGAAGGUGUUGUCCGGUCAGGAGUACGCCGCCAAGAUCAUCAACACCAAGAAACUGUCUGCCAGAGAUCAUCAGAAGUUGGACCGUGAAGCUCGGAUCUGUCGUUUACUUAAACAUCCAAACAUUGUUCGGCUUCAUGACAGCAUCUCAGAGGAGCUACAUCAUUACCUCAUCUUCGACCUGGUCACAGGCGGCGAGCUGUUUGAAGACAUCGUGGCCAGAGAAUAUUAUAGUGAAGCUGAUGCCAGCCACUGCAUCCAGCAGAUUUUGGAGGCGGUGCUACACUGUCACCAGAUGGGCGUGGUCCACAGAGACCUAAAGCCAGAGAACCUGCUGCUGGCCUCGAAGUCCAAAGGUGCGGCUGUGAAACUGGCCGACUUCGGCCUCGCCAUCGAGGUGGAGGGAGACCAGCAGGCCUGGUUUGGCUUUGCAGGGACUCCAGGUUACUUGUCCCCAGAGGUUCUAAGGAAGGACCCGUAUGGAAAAGCAGUCGACCUCUGGGCCUGUGGUGUGAUUCUCUACAUCUUAUUGGUCGGUUAUCCUCCAUUCUGGGAUGAAGAUCAACAUCGUCUCUACCAGCAGAUUAAAGCUGGAGCUUAUGAUUUUCCGUCUCCGGAGUGGGACACAGUGACUCCUGAAGCCAAAGAUCUCAUAAAUAAGAUGUUGACCAUCAAUCCGGCAAAACGCAUCACAGCUGCAGAGGCCCUCAAACAUCCGUGGAUCUCACAUCGCUCCACGGUGGCGUCCUGUAUGCACAGACAGGAAACCGUCGAGUGUCUGAAGAAGUUUAACGCCAGGAGGAAACUGAAGGGGGCAAUUCUGACCACCAUGUUGGCUACUAGAAACUUCUCAGGAGGAAAAAGCAACAAGAAGAACGAUGGAGUCAAGGAAUCAUCAGAGAGUACGAACACAACUAUAGAGGAUGAGGACACCAGAGUGAGGAAGCAGGACAUCAUUAAGGUCACGGAGCAGCUCAUCGAGGCGAUAAGCAACGGAGACUUCGAGAGCUACACUAAAAUGUGCGACCCAGCUGUGACGGCGUUCGAGCCCGAGGCGUUGGGGAAUCUGGUGGAAGGGCUGGACUUUCACCGCUUUUAUUUUGAAAACUUGUGGUCUAAGAACAGUAAACCCGUCCACACCACCAUCUUGAACCCUCACAUCCACCUGGUCGGGGACGAGGCCGCCUGCAUCGCUUACAUCAGAGUGACUCAGUACAUCGACGCCAACGGGACGCCUCGCACCGCCCAAUCAGAGGAGACCAGGGUGUGGCACCGUCGUGACGGCAAGUGGCAGAUCGUCCACUUCCACCGCUCAGGCUCCGCCUCCACGCUCAGCAAGUAUGAACAAGUUAACUUCCAGAGUGGGCGGGUCUUUGAUGGGGCCAGCGUCACCUUGACAACAGAUUGAUCGACAGCAGACCAGGCAGGACUUUUAGAAGUUUGAUAAAAACCAAAAGAAGGAGGAGGAGACAUGGGCGGGGCUUCCUGCAGUGACCUGCACAAUCAACCAACCAAUCAGCUUCCUCUCUUUAGCUUGUUUGGACUCUGUUACACCCUUGUGAUCAACCAAUCAGCUGCCCAGCUCAGGGUCAGUGAAGGGGUGGAAACCUCGUAUCUCAUCAACAUCUGAUCGAUGAUCAAUAAUAACGAAGAGUUUAACAUGAAAUAUUUUCCGCCAUUUGAAGAAACUGUCAUCACGAGGCAAGUUUCAUCAGUUUCCUGUUUCAGUUCAUAAAAAGACGGAAACAUGGAAAUAUGAUGCUAUAAGUGAUAAGAAGAAUUAAUCAAUGAAUAAUAAUUGUUUUAAAUUCACCUUGAUUGACAGGUCAGUGGUUGAAUGUUUCCAAAGAGAUAUGAGGUUUCCACCUGAACAUAAAGAAAACAACAUACACAUCAUAUCAUAUCAUUCAAACAUGAGUCGCCAUGGUUACCAGUUAGCAUUUAGAGCCGUGACUUGAGAUCGCAGUUUGUAACUCGUUAAGUUUUACAAACAAAACUGAUCAGAAACAAGCAACAGUUUAGAGACGGAUCAUGUGACAUCAUUUUAUCUUGAGAUGAGGAGAUGACCAGCAGCUCUGGGCCUCUUUACGUGGAAGAUUUAAUAUAUAAACUUUAUAUAAAUGUAAUAUAUGUAACGUUUUAUUUCAUGUUGAGAUAAACAGGUAACGCUGACGACACAUUGACGAUAAAGUUCGAUGCUCUGCUUCCUUAUUGGUCGGAGAGCUGCAGAAACUUCCAUCGCUCUCCGUCCUGCGAUCUUCCAUGAACAGCCGCACCCCCGCAGCUGUGCUAACGAGGACGACCUUCGACCUUCACCAGGAGACACCAUGAGAAUCUGUCGGCUUGAGUUUACCAAACGUUUCAGGAUGAAAAUAAAUAAGUCACAGUAAAACACCAUCGUUAUUAUUGUCAGCCAAUCAGAAUCAUCGUCAGUAAACUCAGUACAGAGUCCCAGAAGGGACAAAAAGAAGUCCAGCUCUUCUAGGGACUGUGGCGUUGCUCUGUCGUCGGCGUGGUCGCUCUGUGAAACCUCAUGUCCGUUGGUUUUCAGCCUUAAUGACGUUACAACUGAUUUGACCAAGUGAAACAUUGACUCGCUCUGAUUGGACGGAGGAUCCUUGGUGAUGUGUUUUGAUUGGAUGGAGCGUAUUUCUUCCUCUUCAGUGAUUUGUUGACUGUACAGAUUUCGUGAUGCAUGCCAGACGUGCUUUGUGUUUUGGUUUUCGGGCUCCGUGGCGUUUUGCUGUUGGCAGCUGUCCCUUUGUUUCCUGCUCUGCGGUGACUUGACUCUGACUUGUUAGCUUUGUUAGCAUUCCUCACUGGGAGCAAUGGCGCCUGCUAGCUGUGAGAAGUGAAUGUUUUUACAGUCAGAAGUUUGUACGAUCAGAGGAAAUGAUUCUUCUCGGUAUCGCAUUUCUAACUUUCAAAGCUUUUUCAUGUUGAAUCAAACUUCCUUCGCUAAUGUUGGAAUUGAACUGUACAGAGCGCAAACGCAAAUUAUUAUUAUUAGCUUUAUGAUUUUUUCAGUACGAUGUGCAUUAACGAGUGUGACAUGUGUUCUCUUAGCAAUCAUUAGCUGACAUCUCGUCCAACUGGAGAGGCUGAAUCAAAGGUCAAAGGUCAUGUUGGGACUGUGGACAGAAGGCGGGGCUUCUUUGAUUUUGUCACAACUAACACCAGGUGGUCAGGGCGGCACCAGGUAUUGAAGCCACGCCCCCACACCACAGAAAAAUGUCCUCGAUGUAAAAUGUAGUUUUUUCUCAGCUGACGCUCAGAAGCCUGCGUAGUUCUGAUGAUCAGCAGAUGUUCAACAUCUGGAUCUUCACUCCAGGGCUCUGAACCAGGAAGCAGGAUUUGUGGUCCUCAGGUGACUUCAGGUUGAAUUCACAGUUCUCUGUUCUGUGAAGCUCGGUGCCUUGUCAUCAGGUGAAUCACCAUGGUAACUCAACCUGCUGACCUGCUCCAGGUGAAGUUGGAGAUAAGAGAUCAAACAGUCUGAAGCUCCGCCCACUGACCAAUCCCCUCCUUUGAACCAUGACAUCAUGUUCUUAGAGGAUCUGUGGAGCUGGUUGUUGGAGUCUCUGAGGAGGACCAGGGUCUUCAGAGACCCAGCAGAUCCUCUGAGCUCCUCUGAGGAGCUUCUGAAAGACCUAGAUUCUCCUGAGAGGAACGAACAGAACCAACCUGACCCGUAGGAGCAAAGCGCUCCUGGUACCACCGACUGCAGCUGCUCCACUUACUGGUACUGAUGUACUGGGAGUGUUAGCGGAGGAGAACUUUAAUACUUUUAUCCUUUAAUUAGCUUCAUCCUGUGAAAUUAUAUAAUUAUAUAAUAGUAAACAUUGUAGAGGCAACAUCGUGGAAUUCAAAAGUUUCUCUUCAAGAGGCGUCUUCACUUCCACGUCUUGUUAGUAAACAACCGAUUCGGAUCUCGUGGCCCUGAUUUAUAUAUCUUAUUCUUGUUAUUAUAUCGUGGUCAAGUCAUGUAUUUUUUACCAGAUGUCCCCAGGGGGCGCUGUAACGUGCACAUUAACACAAACCCAGAUGUUUUACCAGCUGUUCUUCCUGCAUUUAGCAGCUGGAACAUUUUCUAUUAUUCUGGAUGUUUGUUCUGCUUAGACACUUGAUCCUCGGCUCUGCUGUCAGUCAAACUGUCCAUGUCUGUGAUUGGUCAUAUGCAGUAAAGCCCGCCCCUUUAUGUGCAUGCGUUAUCUAGAAGAAACCUGAGUUAACUCAACCAGUUGAUAAGCAGCGUCAUGUGACCGUUUAACAGACUGGGAUUGAUAAGUUCAGCUGGAAACUGAGAUCCUGGAUCUGUUGAACUUCGAGAACAGACUCUGUUUAGUCAACGUUGUUUCUCAGUUCAGACGAUGUCUCCCCCGGUGGCUGCCUCUAGAAUAGCGUCUGUCUAAUUUCAAAGGCUCCUCCUCCUCACGAGGACCAAUCACAGAGCAGCUGAUGAGACAGCGUCUGAGACGUGUGGAGGAAACAUCUCAUCGUCAGUCUCAAAGCUUCAGUUCUGACAUUUUACGAGGAUUAAAAUAAAUAUGUCGGCUUGUUCUGGAAACUUCUGAUUCAGCCUCUUCCAGUGAAAUGACCUCUGACCCCGUCAGACUCCAGGUGGCGCCGGCACAGUGAAUGUUUUCUAAAGCAGCACGUCCACUUCUAACUUUACGACACUUGAACGUAUGUUUACCAGUAACUCAUCCCUGAAAAAAUCUGUGAUGUCAUUUUCUACAAAUAUAUCGAUGUUUACGCUUGAAACUGAAAAAUUGAUCGUAACGUUCACGUUGUUCCUCUGACCCGAUGUUACCAGGCGACAUGUCUCCUGCCUCAGCGUGAGCACUCUCACCACAGGAAGUGUGUCAUCCACGUGACAGGAAACAGUAGGACGGGGGGGGGGGGUCACUUCAGAGAAAAGCACUGUUAGCUAUAAAACAACUUUGAGUGUUUUCAAUUAGGAUUUAAUGUCAUUGAUCGGAUGUGAUCGAGGUUUUGAUAAGAACAUUUUCACAGAACAGAGUAAGAAUCAAUAGGUCCCGAUGUCCUCGCUGUUCCCUCUCACGACGGGGCCGCUGUGAUUGAUCAAUAAUCAAUGAUCAAUAACUUAAUGAUCAAUAAUCAAUGAUCAAUAAUCAGCUCUUUUACUAUGAUGAUGUUGUUGUGUACGAACUGAUGCUGCAUGCUCACUGUGUAAUUUCUUCUCCUGCAUCGUGUUCAAAGUGUUUAUAUAAAUAAACAGAGGUGGUUAAA
Molecule: messenger RNA, 5532 nt
Organism: Platichthys flesus (European flounder)
Lineage: Eukaryota; Metazoa; Chordata; Actinopteri; Pleuronectiformes; Pleuronectidae
Gene: camk2a
Product: calcium/calmodulin-dependent protein kinase II alpha
Exons: 18
Coding region: 191-1687 (498 amino acids)
Biological process (GO): protein phosphorylation
Cellular component (GO): neuron projection; cytoplasm
Molecular function (GO): calmodulin binding; ATP binding; calcium/calmodulin-dependent protein kinase activity
Source: RefSeq, a predicted model, not a curated record